GCGCGGGGCCCGGCCUCUGGGGCCAGCUGGCGGCGGCGGCCUAGGGAGGCUCAGCGGCUGGCGGGCAGAGUCCCAUGCUUUCUUGGUUUGUUAAAAGUGCGCUUAAAGAAGAUUCAGAAAAGAUAAGAGAAAGGCAGUUGCAGGUCCACCAAAGUCGGGUUCACUGAUGCUGAAGUACUAUGAGUUUUCAGAACUUCUGGAAAGACUAUAAAGUUCUAAUUGUCAUGGUACCUUUAGUUGGGCUCAUACAUAUGGGAUGGCACAGAAUCAAGAGCAGCCCUGUUUUCCAAAUGCCUAAUAAGGACAAUGUUUCUGAGCCAGAAAAUCCGGAACUUGGAUGUCCUCCGAAGAAUCACAUCCAAGGGAAAUAACAGGCUUGGAAUCUUCAGGAGUUUGGAGGCCUACUAUAGCCAAACUUUGGGGUUUGUUUUCUCCUUCUGUGAAAAGAAAUACAAGGAAUAUUAUUGAGGUAUUCCUAGAGGAAAAGUGAAGUUGAGAAAAGAAAACAUCCCCUCUAAAACAUUAAGAAAGAAGCAUCUUUGAAUCUGAGCUUGAUAUUGAAAGAAGAGAUGAAAAACACCAGCUGGAUUAGAAAGAACUGGCUUCUUGUAGCUGGGGUGUCUUUCAUAGGUGUCCAUCUUGGAACAUACUUUAUACAGAGGGCUGCAAAAGAAUCUGUAAAAUCUCAAUCUAGAGGCAAACAACAGAGUAUUGGAGAAUGAAGUAAAAAAUAAAUAUUUGGAAUUACUAAUAUGUCAUUAAGUCAUUACAUGCUAAUUAGCUUCAUAAAUCUGGAGCUAUUUAGUUUUAUAGCCACAUUGUUACAUGUUCAAGACUUCCAUUCCUGAAGAUUAAUUUUUUUUUCUAAAUGUCAAGACCCCUGACAAUGCAGUAAAUAGAAAAAACAUGGUUAACAAAAUAAAAGCCAUCUUCACCAAUUACCACCUGAAGUAAGAUGUCUCGUUUAGAAGCUAAAAAGCCGUCGUUGUGUAAAAGUGAGCCACUGACAAGUGAGAGAGUCAGGGCCACACUUUGUGUCUUGAAAGGAAUCCUGACAUCAAGCUAUGGCCCUUCGGGUAGGCUGAAGCAAGUGCAUAGCGGCUUCGGAGGCUGUGUGUGUACAACCUCACAGUCGUCGGCCCUACUCUCUAACCUUCCCGUCACCCAUCCCAUCUUAAAGAUCCUGACAACAUCCAUGCAGAAUCACGUGUCAUGCUUCAGGGACUGUGGCUUAUUCACAGCCAUUCUUUGCUGCAAUCUGAUUGAAAAUGUUCAGAGAACAGGCUUGACACCCACCACUGUUACUAAAUUAAAUCAGCAUCUCUUGAGCCUCUGCACCAGUUACCUCAAGUCCGAGUCCUGUGGUUGUCGAAUUCUAGUUGACUUUAGUAGUCCUCAGACCCUCCUUUGUUUGGUGCGCAGUAUCGUUACAAGUAAACCUGCCUGUAUGCUCACCAGAGAGGAAAGAGACCAUCUCAGUGCUUUGAUUCUGAGAGCCUUUUUGCUUACAAUUCCAGAAAACACCAAAGACCGCCUCAUUUUAGGAAACAGUAUAAUUGUGCCUUUAAAAGGUCAGAGGGUUUUAGAUUCUAGUGUAUUACCCGGAAUUCUUAUUGAAAUGUCAGAAAUUCAGUUGAUGAAGAUCUUACCUAUCAAAAAAUCCGAAGCCUUCAAGGUGGCACUCUUUUGUGCUUCUUUAUCAGGAGAUCUCUCUGAUACUGGAGAAGGAACUAUGGUGGUCACUUACGGGGUUUCUCUUGAAAAUGCAGUCCUGGAGCAGUUGCUCAGCUUAGGGAGGCAGCUUGUCAGUGAUCACGUAGAUCUUGUUGUGUGUCAGAAAGUUAUACACCCGUCUUUGAAACAGUUUCUCAGUAUGCAUCGUGUCAUUGCCAUAGACCGAGUUGGAGUAGCUCUGAUGGAACCCCUGAGUAAAGUGACAGGAACACAGCCUAUUGGUUCCAUAGGCUCAAUCUCUCCUAGUAGUUAUGGAAGUGUGAAAGAUUUGUGCCCUGCAAAAUUUGGCUUCAAACAUUUUCUUCAUCUUAUUCCUUAUGAAGCAACUAUCUGCAGCUUGCUUCUCUGCAACAGAAAUGAUACUGCCUGGGAUGAGCUGAAGCUCACAUGUCAAACUGCACUGCAUGUUUUGCAAUUAACCAUCAAGGAACCAUGUGUUUUGUUGGGAGGCGGCUGUACUGAAACUCAUUUGGCAGCAUAUAUCAGACACAAGACUUGUAAUGAACCAGAAAGCAUUCUCAAAGAUGAUGGAUGUACUCAAACAGAACUUCAACUAAGCACCGAAGCAUUCUGCAGUGCCUUAGAAUCUGUCGCUGGCUCUUUAGAACACGAUGGAGGUGAAGUUCUUACCGACAUGAAGUAUGGACACUUUUGGUCUGCUCACGCAGAGGCUCCCUCUAUUGUUAACUGGCCAGAUUUGCUCUCAAGAUGUGGCUGUGGACUCUAUAAUAGCCAGGAGGAACUCCACUGGUCUUUCUUAAAAAGUACUCGGCAUCCCUUUGUACCACAAACCUACCUUCCACAUGAAGCUACAGGCUCAGCCGACAACCUGACCUUGGACUGUUUUACUGCUAAGCUUAGUGGCCUGCAGGUGGCUGUGGAGACUGCCAAUUUGAUUUUGGACCUUUCAUAUGUCAUUGAAGAUAAAAAUUGAUAGGAUAGCAUGUUUAUAUUUUUUAAAAACCUAGUCAGGUGUCAGUUAAGAAAAAUGUUGAAUGUAUUUUUUUUCUCUCCCAAAGGCCUGCUAUGCAUAUUUGGAUAGAUUAUUCAUAAAAUUAUAGAGAUACUUAGAUAAGGGGGAAAAGUAUGAUUCUUAAAUAGAAAUACCAUAGCAUAUUAAAAAUAUGAAGCAUUGUUAUUAAAGAUAGUACAGUUAUCUUAGGGCUUCCACAGAUGCCUCUGUAUGUCCUAAGUUUUUGUUAUUUUUACAUAAUUCAAGAGUACAGAAAUAAAAAAACUUCCUAAUCUA
Molecule: messenger RNA, 2983 nt
Organism: Canis lupus familiaris (dog)
Lineage: Eukaryota; Metazoa; Chordata; Mammalia; Carnivora; Canidae
Gene: MKKS
Product: McKusick-Kaufman syndrome
Exons: 8
Coding region: 956-2668 (570 amino acids)
Biological process (GO): chaperone-mediated protein complex assembly; intracellular transport; protein folding
Cellular component (GO): nucleus; cytoplasm; kinociliary basal body
Molecular function (GO): ATP binding
Source: RefSeq, a predicted model, not a curated record